Mobula hypostoma (lesser devil ray) is the source of this 891-nucleotide messenger RNA. It is a transcript of the gene tk2, whose product is annotated as thymidine kinase 2. The transcript has 10 exons. Gene Ontology annotation, cellular component: cytoplasm. Lineage: Eukaryota; Metazoa; Chordata; Chondrichthyes; Myliobatiformes; Myliobatidae. Gene Ontology annotation, biological process: nucleobase-containing compound metabolic process. Gene Ontology annotation, molecular function: ATP binding; deoxynucleoside kinase activity. The coding region runs from base 63 to 875 and encodes 270 amino acids. The record is from RefSeq and is a predicted model, not a curated record.
UAAAAUGCUUCCGUGUGCAUAAGGGGUGAUGAGCCUCCUGUGCCCGUAUCGCCCGGGUUUGAAUGUGUGUGGGUAGGCUUCUGCGGAUGGCUGUGUGGUGUUGGAAUCGGUUUUACCGGCUGCUGAAACCAAGCAGCGGCCGCGGGUGUGCAGCUCGAUUUCUCAGUGGCGCAGUGGCGGAGGAGAAGAAGUUGGUGAUCUGCGUCGAAGGGAACAUUGCAAGUGGAAAGACCACGUGCUUGGAAUAUUUUGCAAAAUACAGUAACAUUGAGGUUCUUCUGGAGCCGGUCUCAAAAUGGAGGAACAUCUGGAACCACAACCUACUGGGCCUCAUGUACGAAGAUCCCUCACGCUGGGCGAUUACGUUACAGACCUACGUACAACUCACGAUGUUACAGCAACACACUCGGCCUCGGACACUGCCGGUUCGAAUGAUGGAGAGAUCCAUCUACAGUGCCAAGUACGUCUUUGUGGAGAACCACUACCAGAGCUCCAUAAUGCCCGCGGUGGAUUACGCAGUGCUGUCCGAGUGGUUUGAUUGGAUCGUGGGGAACACCAACAUUCCAGUCGAUCUCAUCGUGUAUCUGCAGACCACGCCCGAGACCUGCCACCAGAGGCUGAAAGCCAGGUGUCGGAGCGAGGAGAAGAUCAUUCCUUUGGACUAUCUGAGAAGACUCCAUCAGCUUUAUGAAGACUGGCUGGUCAAACAGACUUCAUUCAAAGUCCCUGCGCCUGUGUUGGUGAUCCCUGCAGACCAGGACCUCGAGGAGAUGCUGGAACAGUACAAGGCACACAGGGAGCAGAUUCUUCAUCCCAAUUCCACCAUCCUCCAGAAACGGAACUUAACAAAAGAGCUGAAGCCAGCGACACAAUAGUGUGCAUUCUGUGAUA